Hydractinia symbiolongicarpus is the source of this 1863-nucleotide messenger RNA. RefSeq lists its product as uncharacterized. The transcript has 3 exons. Gene Ontology annotation, molecular function: DNA binding. The coding region runs from base 1201 to 1785 and encodes 194 amino acids. Lineage: Eukaryota; Metazoa; Cnidaria; Hydrozoa; Anthoathecata; Hydractiniidae. Gene Ontology annotation, biological process: regulation of transcription by RNA polymerase II. Gene Ontology annotation, cellular component: transcription regulator complex; nucleus. The record is from RefSeq and is a predicted model, not a curated record.
UCCUAAUGUUCUCGUAAAAAUGUUUAUGCCUGAAUGUAAAGUCAGUCUUGUUUUUUAAAAAAGUCGUUUCACGCGUCUCACAAAAAACUCGAAGCUUAUCUUCUUCGUGUUAGCGAGAAUAAAGUAUGUUCGAGUUAUGUAUGUCUAGUUUUCACAUUAAAGUAUGUAAAAAUAACGAAACAAAUGAAAUAUUUUUAAUCUCAUCGUUUUUGUUGUUCACCUGGCUUGAGCUUCAUGACGAAACUUUGCCGCACAAAAAAUUUCUUGCCCAAUAUAACUUAACAAAUGAGCAAAAUUUCGGGAAAAUAAGAAAUUGAAUUUAAGGGGACGUAUUAUGAGGUUAUGCUUUUUAUCCUGACGAAUAGCUAAAUAGCUAAAGUUGGUUUGCUUGCUACCAUAGUUCAUGUUCUUAAACUUUCUUGAAUCAUGUUGUGUUCUGUCAUCUUCAACAAUUAGUUCUUACAAUAAAAAUACAAUCAAGGUGCGUGAAUGGCACUUUUUAUAAAAACAUUGCCAAAUUUUGCCAAAUUUAAAAAACCGCCUCUAAAGGCCCGUUUCCACUCAGGAAAAUUUUCCUCGGAAAAGAAAAAUUUCCGAAUUGCACAUGCGCAGUAUAUCAAAACAGAGGUGGUUCUUUUUUGCCGCUGGAAAAGUUGGAACAAAAAUAAAAGUUGAAAAUUUUCAACUUUUUUUUCUUUACGGCGGAAAAAAUAUUUUCAACCAAUCAAAUCGACUUAAAUUGGACAAAAAUGGUAGCUGAAAUUGCUGGAUGUAGAGUAAACAAACAACAAAAUGGCAAAUAACACUAGUAGUGAUGAAACUUCAAGGGAAGACGAAAUGAUUAUAAGAAACAAGUUAUUUUUUGAGCAUGUGAAGCGACAACAGAGAAUUUGUAGCAUUGGACAACCAAGAACACCGCAGAUACGUGUGCGAUAUCCUGUUCGUUCUGCUGUGAUGAUUCCUUCAGCACCAGCAGCUAGUGCCACAGUUACAUCUCCCCUUCCAUCACCUGUAUCUUGUUUUUAACAACGCUUUUCUGGCAUUAUAAGUCCUGGCAUUGUUUCUGGCAUUGCAAGUCCUUCAGUUCCAAGUGCCCAAGAGAAUGCUGAUGACUCAGAACAGCAGCAAGAUCUUGCUGAUAAAUCUACUUGUGAAGAAGAACGUGAAGAACUCUCUGUGCAUGAAAGGUUAGUAAACCUAAUGCCAGAGUACUCGUGCAUAUGGAAAGUGUACUCAACAGAAUACAAAGACAAAGACAGAAAAAUAAGGUCCUGGGAGGAAAUUUCAAAAAGAUUGGGAGACAUUGAUGUGGAAUAUCUGAAAAAGGAAUGGGAGAAGUUGCGUGACAACUAUCGGAAAUGCCUUCAACGAAGAGAGAAGAUGACACGUUCAGGGGCAGGCAACAAAAAGCUGCCCACUUGCAAUUUUUUUGAUGAGCUGGAUUUCCUGAAAGACGUUUCACUGCUUCGAAAAACUGCAUCAAAUGUACCCAUACCUAUUGAAAGUCAAACUGUUGACGAUGAUUUGCAGGAGAACGUUGAGCCAUUAAGAAGGAAAUCUGCCAAAAGAAAAGCAGAUUUACAAAUGAGUGUUGAUGCUUUGUUAAUAAAAGCAUUAAGUGAUGACAACAAUAAGGAAGUUGCUCCUUCAAAAGCUGAAAAUGAUUCUGAAACUUCGUUUUUACUUAGUUUUGUACAUACUUUGAAGGAGUUAUCAAACCGAAAACAACAAUAUGCGAAAAUGAAGAUAAGUGAACUGUUUUAUAACUUGACAGAUGAAGAAUAAGUUACAUCAUAUACAAUAUAUAUAGACUUAUUAUGUAUAUAUUACAAAGUUAUCACAUAUCUGCAGUUGUAUUUACUA